This is a messenger RNA of Pieris brassicae (large cabbage white), 5628 nucleotides long. RefSeq names its product transmembrane protein 132E (gene dtn). The coding region runs from base 256 to 4248 and encodes 1330 amino acids. The record is from RefSeq and is a predicted model, not a curated record. NCBI's taxonomy places the organism in Eukaryota, Metazoa, Arthropoda, Insecta, Lepidoptera, Pieridae. The transcript has 21 exons.
CCGCCGUGCGCUGCGAUCGCGCUCCGAGCUCGUCUAGUCAUUGGGGCCAUGUGAAUGUUACUAUCAUUACAUCUGUCAAAUUCAACGAUGAAUUCGCUUGAAAUUUAAACCGAAGUAUUUCUUCUCGUAAGAAGUGACCAGUUUUUCCCGUGGUCGUUGACACUGCAGCGUGCGGGUCCUGCAGUGCGCGAGUGUUUGGUUGAUUGGCAAACGUGAAGACGUCAGCUGAGUCGCGUAAACAUUGGUAUUUGUUAAAUGAGAUUAUGGCUCCAGUGUAAAACCCUAAAUCGUUUAGCUGGAAUCAUGUGGGGCCUAAUAAUCCUGCUUUUAACCGGUUCCGUGCUAGCGGUAGAAGUUCACUUUGAAAACAAAGACAGCGGCUUUUUUCUAAAACACACGGCGAGAUGGAGUGGCGCUGGUCCACCACCAGAGCCUAUGGGCACAGCCCUACCAGGCGCUCUUCUUUCUCUCGACCGUUUUACUGUCUUGCAAGGUUCAGCUCCAGCAUCAGUUAGAGCGACCUAUGGGCCCUUCUCGACAAAGCAAACUGUGCCAGCGCGGUAUGCGGUCCCGGACCCAUUAGAACCACCUCGAAGGAAUGCCACGUUACUGGAAUUGCAGGAUGCAACAGCACACAGACUUGAUGUAUCCGCCCAUCUUGUAUUCAGGGAGUUGCCUCGCGACGCUCCCGUGUUACGAGUACUGUUUCACACCGGAGGUGAAGGAGGCGCACGAAGAGCUGCUACAAGAUUACGGAGAGUGUGUAUAACUCUACACGCUAGUCUGGGCUCAAAGACUCUAACAGCAACAUGUGGUCCUGAAGGAGAGGAAGGAGCCUGUCUCGCAGAGUUGACUGUGCCAGCAGCAUGGUGGCCGGCAGAUGGCAAAGGAAAGAGGCCGCCUCGUACAUUGAAAUUGGCGUAUAGUGCAGCAGAAGCAAAUAAUGGUGAUAGUGGAGAGGGAGUCUGUGGAAAGGUUUCCGUGCAGCCAGCGUGGCCAUUGGGCACUGUGACGCUAGCAGGUGCUAGGGCUGGGUAUAGAGAGGCGAGGGCUGGAGACACAGCUCUACUAUUACCUCGUGCACCGUUGUACCCUCAUUUCCGUCUGCACAUUCCUUUUGUUGUUCGCCGAGAUGCUGGACACAGCAUCGGUCACGUUGCCAUAAGGUUGAAAGUCAAGUCCGGAUUGAGGCUGGUAAGUGUGAACGCUGCGAACUCUCAUUGGGCCGUCACUGCUGAAGUCAAGCCCAGGUCUGCAACGGUCACGGCGACACGUCUAGAACAACCACUACGGGAUGAUGAUGGACUCGAAUUGGAAGAAGAAGAAAGUGGCGCUGGUGGUCCCGGCUGGGAAGAGGUCCUUACGUGGUUGGUGGAAGUCGGGGCAGAGGGAGAAGGAGACAGCGACGGCUCUGAAGGAGAGUCUGGUAGAGGCACUGCUAGACUUAGCUGGUCAGCUAAGGUGUCUUCAACGGCAAGCAGUGCAUCCACGACCGAAGAAACACCACACGAACAUAGAGUUAACACUCGACUCGAUAUUGAGAAGGACGACAUUCAGGCUGUACUGCCCAUAUCUAAGAACUGGGAGGUACUUAACACUGCGGUAUUGACCGGACGACAAGUGUCCCAAGCCAUGAAGGUUCUAAUUGUAUCGCAGGCCGGGCAAGUUGCUGACGUCACACUGCAAAGCUCUUGCCAUUCGGAGGACGAGAGUGUCCUUAAGGUAUCAUCAUCGUGCAGUUCCGUAUACGUUGAUGGUUCAGAAAUUCGUGGAUCGUCGAACGCGUCCGUGAUUGUCAAAUAUGGAACCUAUACAGGCCUCGCUAGGUUCACUGUUUGGAUGCCGGAAUAUCCUCUGGAAAUUGACGUUGAUGACAACCGACUGUCACAAGUUAAAGGUUGGAAAGUUUUAGAUGAAACGAACGCUAAGGACAGAUUAAAACGGUCUUUGUCGUCGAGGGGGUGGGGUGCCUCCAGACCCGAUGGCCCAAAUGGCCUCACUGAUCAAAGAUCUUGCAGACUCCGUUAUCAACAGAGCAAUGUCGAGGUGUACGCGAGGUUUCUCGCCAAGGACCACGAUUCAGGUCGAGUAUCGUACUUCGUGUCUCGGCGUACUUGGCUCAAAGUGACAGAGCUUGUGCUAUCACUUAUGCGCGUAUCUGAUCCACGGAUUGCCUCGCUAAGGAAUCGUGUGCUGCAAGGACGAAGCACUGGCCGGACAGAAGUACAAGUGCUAUCACCUAUAACAGGACGUGUUAUUGGACUUCGCGAAGUGCGGGUGGUGAACGACAAGGUAUCGAUUACUCGACUAUUGGUUCGUGUCAUAUCAGGACUGCAGUUGAACAUAUCGCCUGACACGGCUAUAGAAAACGGAUAUGUAUCAGAGACUACGGUUACACGGCGUUUAACGGCUCAAUAUCAGGAAGGUCUUCUUGACAUAGACAUAGAGUUCUCUGACGGCACUCACACGGCUCUGCGAGAUGUGGCAACAACAGACUACCACUUACUAGUAGAGAGUUUAGACAUUGAAGUGGUUGCGUUUGCGCCGAUGCUGGCAUCAGUACAUCCAAGGGUCAUUGCUGUUGGUGAAGGAAGCGGAGAACUCUUACGCGUGACUCUAUUAACACCUGACCAGUGUCGCUCUGGGCCUAUUCGUCGCGUGGCAUUACCAGGCAAGGGUGAUACGAAGACCCCGGCUAACAUCAAGAAUAUCCCAGGAGCUUUAGCCACGGCGGCGGCCAGCGUCGACGUGGACUUCAGCGGAACUGACUCCCCUCAAAGACCUGACACGCCCCAGAAUGAUGAUAUCAUGGCUAGAGGAGGAGUUAGGACUGGCAUGAACGAUCUCACUGAUCUACUUAAAGAUAUAUCGCGUAUAAAAGAUGAGAACAACCAUAACCCAACGGUUCAGGCUCAGCAGUAUGGCUCCAUCCAUCGGCCUAACAACGGCCAUCCGCGGCACGUCGCACAGAAAAAUGAAUCGCAAGUCCAAAUAGGAAUGUCGAUACUUCUUGGAGCGUUUUGUUUUGCAAUAAUGGUAUUCGUAGUAUCCUGCGUGGUGUACGCGUAUAAGUUAAAGAAGGUGAAUUCGGGUGGAUGUAGCCCAGGUGCCACUGAAAACGGAAGGCUGCAGGUGACGAAUCUGGUUGGCACCACUUUGGGGCUGGCGAAGGAGAAGCCUGUCAGGGAAUCUACUACCAACGCUCAUGACUGGGUGUGGUUAGGCCGCGCGACAAUGGAAAAGAACGGAAAUCGUCAUCCAGUAAACCGGAACUCGACCCAACCCGACAAUACCCAAGAGAUGCGCAUCACCAGCAACCCGUUAAACUACAACUACGUGGAUCCAGAAGACGCAAUCCGGGAGAACGUGAUGGUGACCAGCUUCGACAACCCCAACUCCAUCGAAUUGCCAUCACAGACCGAAAAGCGAGUCAUCGACACUACCACGUACUGCAAGAAGCCCAAGCCCCAGAACUCCGACGGUCAUUGGCAGGAUGCGACUGACGACUACCGACCCCCUGUUCCGCCUCACAGACAUACAUCGACUCCUCAGCCCCAGGUCCCUCUGCCGCCACGACAUACCAAUAAAAUUUUGCCCGAGACCGUCAUGCCACCAUCAAGGCGAAGUCACUCCAGGAAUCACCACAAGAAACAUGAACGCGAGCAUGAGUCUGCCAAACGAUCUCCGGAAAACAUUCGCCAGCCAGACCGAAUUAUUGAUUUAAACAAAAACGAUUCGCCAUACAUGACCCGAGACCUGAAACGCGACUCCUACCCAUUACGACUCCGCAACGACUUCGAUGACCCAAUGGAAAAGCUGAACAAAGACGACUGCGCCAGAUUGUUCGAGUUCGACACAGAUGCUCCCCUCAUCAUGGAGAAUAAGGAUUAUCGAGAGAUCGUCGGACUCAACAGAGGAACGGACGACUCCAGACGCACCUUCACGAAGCCCGAGAGCCCGGACUAUAUGCACGAUUCUGGAAUCGGCCUACCUGACAUGCAAGUACGGCAUAAGAAUAAAUCAAAGGAUGCAAAUGGCAAAGGCGAUUUCGUAGAGCUGUCGAAUCAAAACAAAGUGAAUACUUCGCCAGAGGUGAAGCGCGCAACGAUCGUGGGCAACCCGAUGUUCUCCCGCGGGGCAGGGGGGACAGGGGAGCCCCCCGUGGAAUCCCUCGGCAUCGACGACUUGCACAUGGACUACGAUCAAAUCAUGCAUUAUUUCCAUAACCUUAAGGAAUCGAACGCCUGAGUAGAGCAGAUCAUUGCAAAGAUCCGGCAGGUAUUGUCUACGUUUAAUUAUCAGCAUAUCACCCAAGCUCCAAUCGACGUAUUCAAUUCACCCACCAGUCAGGUGGAGGAUACCGAUAUUGACUCGCAAAAAAUGUCGAAUGUCGCACCUAAUGUGCUCUGCGACUCGAUCGCUCAGAAUAACCACUUUAUGAGGCGACAUCUCGAGUUCCUCUUGGGAAACUUGAGCGAGGCGUACGAAUGAAUUGUCGGUCAAUAUUAUCCUCUACGCAAAUGGAUCCUUGCAGUGAUCGAAAGAUAUUUUAUACUAACGUUUAACGUAUUUACUCUAGUCAUCAAAGUUGCACUCGUGCAUAAUACUCAAUAUAAUCGCGUUAACUGUCUAUUUAAAUUUUGGUCUACGGAAUACCAAAUUAAAAUUGCAUUUUGUCUAUGUACAUAUUUUCCAUUGAAGAUGUGAAAACGCUACCUCACUUAUAACUUAUAGCUUAGCCUACAAUGCAAACAAUGUUAAUAGUUCAAUAUUUAAGUUUAUAUAAUUUAUUCCUUCAAAGACAUUAGGUUUUAAGACUGCGAUGCCAGUUUAGAUUAGCUUAGUUGUUUAAGAGAAACUAGUCAAAUAACCACGGGCUAUCUAUUGCUCAAAUCGAUUAAUUCUUCACUAUAGCUUUAUUCCUUUCGACCGGAUUUCUAUUUGGCCUAAUUUGAUAAACCGUAAUGUUAACGCUUAAAUGUUAACUUUGUGAUAAAUAUGGCUGUCAGCGCCAUCUUUAAAUGCCAUAUCAUAUGAAAUCUAGUUGCUUGUAUUAUAUUGUACCUAAUAUAUCUUAAUUUAUAUGUAAAUGCAUAAUGUAAGUUAGGUUUAUAGGCUUUGUAAAUAUUGUUAUGAUGUUAUAUAAUUUAUAGGUACGUGUGCGGAUAAAGGAAUAUAGUAUGUGGUAGUCGCUUAUACUACGGUCAGUAUCGGUGCUCUGUAAUUUCCAAAGGCUAUACGUUUUUCUCAAUAUCCGUCAGAACCGUAGAAUCGCGGGGUGCAACUCAACAUGGAAGUCGAGUUUGAAAAUUGCAGAGUAACCGUGCUGAGGCUGCACUUAUAACCGUUUCAUGUCUGUUAAACAUAUAGUUGAUGUAUCGGUGUAUCGAUGUGACUAGUAAGGUCUGUUUAAUUUUCAGUGCAGUUUUAUACAGCUUACUGUAUUAAGAAUUUUGGCUUUCGUCGUUAGUUUAGGGAGACAGUGACAGAAGAGUUUGUUACUAAGCAAUUGUUUUUUGUUGGGUUUUAACGUAAAUAAAGAUGUUUAAUAGUUUAAUGCUACAGACUGAGGCUUAUCACGAAAUCCCUUGAGGAAAUGUCAAAUAUAAUAAACGAUUAUUAAAUAUA